Plasmopara halstedii is the source of this 750-nucleotide messenger RNA. RefSeq names its product Ankyrin. Gene Ontology annotation, cellular component: nucleus; cytoplasm. The record is from RefSeq and is a predicted model, not a curated record. Gene Ontology annotation, molecular function: protein binding. The coding region runs from base 1 to 750 and encodes 249 amino acids. Lineage: Eukaryota; Oomycota; Peronosporomycetes; Peronosporales; Peronosporaceae. The transcript has 4 exons.
AUGAAUGCCAGCUAUGUUAUGACAAUUUUAUUUGGCGAACAAUGUUCGUUUUGUCGUCCAUUGCUGCAGCCUGUCAGUCAAAACUGUGUUGUGCUUGUCUUUUCAAAAUAUAAAUAUUUUGGCGCAAGUCAACAGCGCGAAAGACGACCUUCACUCUACAUUCACAACCUCGUUAAGCCUACUUUCAGAAUUGUUGACGAAACAACAGCGUGCAACGUGACAUCAGGCCUGACUAUGCCAUCCGACACACCGCUUCAUAAGGCAGCGCACAAUGGCGAUAAGGGUGCAUGCUUGCAGAUUUUGGAGGAAAAAUCGGUAGAUGUUAAUGCACCGGGGGCCGGAGAUCGGCGAGCUCUUCACCGCGCGGCAGGAGGCAAUCACGCAGAAUUGUGCACACUGUUACUGGACAAAGGCGCUGAAAUUAAUGGGGCGGAUAAAAGUGGUCGGACAGCACUUCAUUGGGCAUCUAUUAGUGGUCACAAAGAGGCUACACUAUUGUUGUUGCAGAAGGGGGCAAAUAUAAAUGCAGAGACCACAACAGGAAUGACGGCACUUCAUGGCGCAGCUGAGGGUGGGAAGGUGGAAAUUGUUAGACUGCUUAUGGAACUCAAGGCGGAUUCUUCGAAGAAAGACUCUAAUGGCAAGCUUCCUUUUGACUAUGCAAUGGAUGGAAAGCACAAAGCCGUUGUAAAAGUGCUGAAGGAUAUGGGAGAUGUCGCUGCUCAAAGUGCAUCUUGUAUCAUUCAAUAG